AUGGUAAGGGGAAGGGGAUGGCAUAGCAUAUUGAGGUUCCCUCCAACCGCCCACCUUCCAGUCCAGGCUGCCUGGCCAGGAUCUGGUGUGAACCAGAGCCCAGAAACAAAGAGAAGAAGAGAGACCAAACAAAGAGAGAAGAAGAGGGGAAAUAGCUCACACACGCCCUGCUGGACUGGAAAGGCGCCUCAGUUUUGCCUACGCUACGCCUUACCUUGGGCAACUCGAGGGAAGGAAAAAGAAAAGAAAGAACAAGCUGCAAAGAAUCCGAAAAACGAGGGGGUUAAUAUAGUUGAAAAUCGAGGUCUACCUUGGCGAAGGUUGAUCUUAGAGAGAUGCUUGUGUUAA
Molecule: messenger RNA, 348 nt
Organism: Cladophialophora immunda
Lineage: Eukaryota; Fungi; Ascomycota; Eurotiomycetes; Chaetothyriales; Herpotrichiellaceae
Exons: 1
Coding region: 1-348 (115 amino acids)
Source: RefSeq, a predicted model, not a curated record